Messenger RNA from Chelonus insularis, 4677 nucleotides. RefSeq lists its product as uncharacterized. NCBI's taxonomy places the organism in Eukaryota, Metazoa, Arthropoda, Insecta, Hymenoptera, Braconidae. Gene Ontology annotation, cellular component: membrane. Gene Ontology annotation, molecular function: monoatomic ion channel activity; protein binding. Bases 121 to 4677 code for a protein of 1518 amino acids. The transcript is spliced from 12 exons. Gene Ontology annotation, biological process: monoatomic ion transport; transmembrane transport. The record is from RefSeq and is a predicted model, not a curated record.
UUGACGAUACUGGAAUGCAAAGAUCAACGAAAUCUAAUUAUAAGUUAAAGCUGUCUUAUAAACAUCUGGGAACACGUGAGGGAAGAUGCAGGAUUGAUCAACAUACGUUUCCAGUUGUUCAUGAGAUUGGACUCUCAGCCAAUUGCGCUUUUGGCGAGGAUGUUGAAUCCACGUCGACAGAAAUCAUCAGAUAAACUAAUGGAUCGUCGUACAAAACAGCAGGCUAGGAAAUUCGAAGAAAACAUUCAUAUGGCAUCGAUUACAGUAGAUUAUGAGACUCAACCUGGAGAUAUGUGGAUGGAUAGUGUUGAUUGUGGUAGUAUAUCAUCUGAAGGCUGUUCUAUGGAGUUGGCAUGUGCCAAACACAUAUUAACAUCUCAUCAACAACCAUGGGAUUCUGAUGAAGUAACACAUGCUCUAUUCAAUCUUCCUGCUGGUGAAACUGCUUUGACACUUAUUCCAACUAUUCAUGGAGAAACUUUUGAGAAAGUUGUUGAAGCAUUAAAGAACUCUAAUAUUUUAGCAACAUUGAAGGAUCAAUUUCCAGUCAUCUCCAACUUUGCUAAUGGUGAUAUGAGAAAGUCUUCUUACGCAGCUCAAAAUGAAACAGCAUCAUCAUCAGCACCAGCAUUAGUUUUAGCAAAAUGGCCAGAAACGUGUCUUUUGGUAGCGUGCUGGCUUGGACAAUACGAAGUGGUUAAAUUAUUACUGGAAAGAGGUACCAACAUAUCAGCGAGAGACGGAAGUGGAAGAACUCCGUUACAUCUGGCAGCAUCAGCCGGACGCAUGAAAAUAAUUGAAGAGCUCUUAAAACAUGGUGCAAAUCCUAAUGAAUGGGAUUCAAAUAAAGAGUACACUGCUCUUCACUGUGCUGCAGCCAUUGGUGACGUUUGCUCAGUCAGAAGCUUGAUCAAAGCUGGUGGAAAUGUUGACGCUGGACUUCCUGGACGAACACCAUUACAUUAUGCAGUUCUCAGCAAUAUUCCUGAAUGCAUAGAAUCUCUUUUGAAAGCCGGAGCUUCUCCUAAUAAUCCUCAAGUUUACACUGAGACUCCAUUACAUGUAGCUGCAAGUUUAGGAUCUGUGCGAAGUGUCGUUUUACUUUUAAACUAUGGAGCUGACGUGAGAGUUCAAUUUGGUCAAGCACGAUCAACUCCACUUCAUUUAGCGGCUGAAGAAGGUAGCAGUGAAUGUACAAAACAUCUCUUGGAAGCUGGGGCUCCGAUUGAUGCAAGAAAUUCAAGAGGACAGACUGCAUUACAUCUUGCAGCUUUAGCACAGUCUGCAGAAACUUUAGAAACACUUAUUGCAGCAGGAGCUAAUGUAAAUAUUGAAGAUGAUGAUGGAAGAACACCUUUACAUACUGCUGUUGCUAAAAGUUUUAGAAGUGGUGAAUUAGUGCGAAUGCUUAUACAGGCUGGAGCAUCAGUAAAUAAAGCAGAUAAAUUUGGCUACACCCCUUUACACAUUGCAGCUUUAAAUGAAAGCUCGUUUGUGGUAACUUUAUUAUUGGCGAAAGGAGCUGAUGUUACUGCACGAACAAAAGGAGGAGUAUCUGCCUUGAGUUUCAUUAUUCGACGAACACCAGACGUUCUUUCUAAAUUUGUUGCACGAUUAGAUCAAGCAAUAUCCUUACAUGAUCAUGAACUUGGCGAUGUUGAUUGUGAAUUAAGAUUAGAUUUUAGACCUUUGGUACCUGGAGGAAGAGGAGAAACUGAUUUAAUGUUAUGCCUAGUAGAAGUGGGACAGAGACAUAUUCUCAAACAUCCACUCUGUGAAAGUUUUCUUUAUUUAAAAUGGCUUAGAAUUCGUAAGUUUUUUCUUUUUAGUUUAAUAUUUCAUUCAGUAUUUGUUGGAAUCUUCUCAGCAUAUAUUGUUGUCACAUUUUUAUACGAUCAACAAGCGUUAAUGAAAAUACUUUUUUGGCCAGUUGCAGUAUUUACUUGCAUUUUAGCGUGCAAAGAAAUCUUCCAAUUAUCACAUGGUCUCUGUAAUUACGUGAAAAGAUGGGAAAAUUGGCUUCAAUGGGGAGUAGUUUUUGCUUCAAGUGCAAUUUUGUUUAAACCAGCUGGAUCUUGGCAACAUCAUGUUGCUGCUGUAGGUAUACUGCUGGUAUGGAUGGAGCUUAUGAUGGUAGUUGGAAGAUUUCCUAUGUUUGGAUUAUAUGUUCAAAUGUUUACCCAAGUUUCUCUUAAUUUUUUCAAAUUUCUCGGAGCAUAUAUGUGUCUUAUAAUCGGGUUCUCUUUAGGAUUUAGUGUUCUUCAUCAAAAUUAUAAAUCUUUUAUGAAUCCUCUAGUUGGUCUACUAAAAACAAUUAUUAUGAUGUCAGGAGAAUUAGAAUUUGAAGAUGUUUUUUUUGAUAAAGAAGCACCCCUUCUAUAUCAAGGCACUGCUCAUUUAAUGCUACUUGCAUUUGUAGUAUUAGUUACCAUCAUUUUGACCAAUCUCAUGGUCGGUCUUGCUGUUUCUGAUAUUCAAGAACUCCGUCGAUGUGCUGGACUAGACAGGCUUGUACGUAGAGCUGAACUUGUUGCACAUUUAGAAAGUAUGUUAUUCUCUAAGUUCCUAGAUCAUUGUCCUAAAAAACUCGUCAAGCCAUGCAGGAAAGGAGCACUUCUUUUACAUCCACCUCAUCACUGCGCUAUCCACAUCAGGCCUAAUGAUCCCCGAGAAAAACGACUGCCGAAAGAUUUAAUAAAGUCUAUUUAUAGAUUAGUAUCGGAGAGAAAAAUUAAAGUAAGAAGUGCUGUUAUGUCAUCUCGAAACACUGCAGAUGGUGAAGAUCAUCAAAGGCUUAGUAGGUUAUAUAGUCUCAGUUCCAAUAACGAUAAUAAUAGACAAUUACUAGAAUUGUUUACUGAAUUCAAAAGGUGUUCUCAAAAUAUUUGCGUACGUUUAGAUACAUUAACAAAUAAAGUGGAAUCGAUUGCUAGAGAAAUUGAGCCACAAAAUGAUUUAGGUACAUCAUUUGUUCAUUCUUGUGUUAAAGUACCAGUCGAUCCUUAUAGUCGUCAACCAACACCAUCCUACGAACGUCCAAGAGUUCAGAGGAUAGAGAAACGUAGGAGUAAUAAAAAUGAUAAGAGUCGUCGCAUUAAUUUUGCAUCACAUUCAUCAAGUGUUCAAGACUCUAACCAAGAAGCUGGUAGUUCAGACGACAGUAAUUUGGAAAGUUUCCUGGAUUUCCUUGAUAGCAUACCAGAUUACCAAGAAGUUUAUCAUCUCUCUAAUGAACAAUUCAAACAGAAGUUGGAUUAUCUGAAGAGAAAACAGAAAUUGUUGUUAAAGAAUUUUAAAAAUUGCCUGGAUCAUGAUGAAAGUAAUGAUAAAUGUCUAAGUGUUCAAGAUAAGCCAAUUCCUCAGACAAUUUUACCACCGUCGACUCCGUCUAUUCCAGAUAAAUCUAAAAGAUGGGAUCAGAAUAGUCGAGAUUUAAAAUUGUUAGGAAAAAAAUGUAGCUUAGAAGAUUCUAGAACAGCAAGUCCUCUACUGUUUUCGUCAGGGACAUUUGCUGGUUUAGCUGAAGAUCAAGAUCUUUUAACCUUCAGAUGUAGGAAUAAAGACAAAGCAAUGAAAACUCUAAAAAAUAGAGAAAUCCAUUCAGCUGGUAAAAGUUGGAGUACAUGGAGCGAGUCAAAAAGCACUGAUAGUGAUGAAAGUGAUUCUGAAAAUAGCGUUGAAACAAGAAGCUUACCACCGAGUAGUCCUAAAAAAUGGCAACCGACUGUUCCAAAACCUUUUUCUUUUGCCUUAAGAGAUGAAGCAGAAAAAUUUAUGAAUGAAACUGAAACAAAAGCCACAGAAAAUAAUAAAGAAGGCUUCAAGAAAGGGCGAAGAGUUAGACCAAUUCCUUUGACAUCUAGAAUUCCUCUUUACGAUAAAUUAAUGGCUGCUAAAGAAGAGAGGAGUCGAAUGAUUCGUGAAGAAGCUGCUUGGAGUUUGAUGUCUCAAGUAAAACCGUUCAAACUAGAAUGUGAUAAACGAGCAGGGAAAGCAAUGAGUCGUUCAAGUCCUGAACUUUAUCGAAAAAAUAAUAAAUCUACAUCAAAAUUUCGAGCAAAACCAGUACCUAAGGAUUUAUUUGGUACAGAAAUUUAUGAUCGAAUGCUUGAAGAAGAAUACGUGCGACAAAUGCAAAAAAAAAUCAGAGCAGCAGAGUUGUUGAAGUCAUCAUCUUUACCACCUUCUAUGGCUAGACGAGAACGCAUAAAAUCAGCAUAUAUUCCAAGAAGAAGAAAUUGUGCCAAUGAUGAAUGUCGUAAAAGUGAAGAUUCAUCCAGAAUGUGUAGCGUUACUCCUAUGACAUCAGAAAGGUCUCGAUCAGUAAUGACAGAUUUUUCUGGCAGAGGAAAUAAUUUGGCUGCUAUUCUUCGAUGUCAAGCAUCGAGGGAAAAGUUAGAACGAGAGAUAAGAGAGAAAAUGGAAGAACAAGCAAAGGAGUAUGCUAUUAAAUUGAGGGAAUCACUGACCAGUAAAAAACCUGCUUGGCGAGCAUUAAGAACAGCUGCGAGAAAGGAUCUCGAGAGUGAUUUAAAUUAUCGUACAUCCUUGCGAAGGGACGAAGCAAGAGAGCAAGCUGAAAGACACCGUUUUGAGAUGGAAAUGAUGUUGGAUCGAGUAACUCGUAUUCCUACACUUUUUGAACGUCAUUCACAGGUAAUUGAUAAUUGCAAAUAG